Molecule: messenger RNA, 228 nt
Organism: Entrophospora sp. SA101
Lineage: Eukaryota; Fungi; Glomeromycota; Glomeromycetes; Entrophosporales; Entrophosporaceae
Source: the annotation of a GenBank genome assembly
AUGGUUCCAAUUUCAUUAGCAUCAACUCAUCAAGCUGGCAGUUUAACAUUAUUAUCAACUGCUUUAUGGUUACUACAUGCAAUGAAAAGAUUUGAAAGAUAUGGAAAAGUUUUAGGUGUAGAUGUUAAACCUAUGGGGUAUGCAUUUGUUGAGUUUGAGGAUCCACGUGAUGCUGAUGAUGCAGUAAAACAAUUGAAUGGAUAUGAAUUGGAUGGUGCUAGAAUUGCC